Molecule: messenger RNA, 668 nt
Organism: Aspergillus vadensis CBS 113365
Lineage: Eukaryota; Fungi; Ascomycota; Eurotiomycetes; Eurotiales; Aspergillaceae
Product: putative NADH-ubiquinone oxidoreductase 14 kDa subunit
Exons: 2
Coding region: 22-312 (96 amino acids)
Source: RefSeq, a predicted model, not a curated record
CUCUUUUCCUCCACAUCAAUCAUGGUUCACAAAGUCCUCUUCUGGGGCGGCUUCGGCAUCGCCGUCCGUCUCUGGCAACUCGGUAUCGAAAUGCGUCCCAUCCUCGCCAAGGAGUCCCUCUGGGUGUACCCCCUCUUCGCCGGAGUCGGAGGCAGCUUCGGUUACUGGCUGCAGGGCGUCGAGAACCGUCAAUUGAGAAUUCUUGCACAGCGCCGGGAAGCUAUCCUGGAGAAGCGCCGGAGGAGAGAUGAGCGCGAGUCGGUGGGGUUGAGCAAGCCUGAAGAGGCGGGUGUUUUGGCUGCGGCGGCAUAAAUGAAUGUGAUGUUGUUGCGAUGAUGAAGGAUAGGAAAGAAUCGUGGUUGGUUGGGUGCUAGAGCUGGCCGGAAAACUGAGGCUUCUGUACAUUGCGUUUGUUGUGAAUUCUAUUAUAUUACAUUAUAUCAUUCAUUUCCUGCGUCGCGGUGGUGGUGGUGGUGUUUUUGGCGGUUUCUGAGGGAUUGGAGGGUGGAAGGCUAUGGGAACUGGUCCGAAGGCCUGGAUCUAGGCUUGAUGGUAUUUGACUGGUGAAGGGAGAUGGAUAUAGAUGUAUGCCAGGUGUCUUACUUAUGUCGGUUGUAUUGUCUAGAGAGGUAUUGGGGGUAGGGAGGUCCUCUGAUAAUUGCAGAAUG